This is a messenger RNA of Arachis duranensis, 964 nucleotides long. RefSeq lists its product as uncharacterized. Gene Ontology annotation, molecular function: DNA binding; protein dimerization activity. The record is from RefSeq and is a predicted model, not a curated record. Gene Ontology annotation, cellular component: RNA polymerase III complex; RNA polymerase I complex. Lineage: Eukaryota; Viridiplantae; Streptophyta; Magnoliopsida; Fabales; Fabaceae. Gene Ontology annotation, biological process: DNA-templated transcription.
GUACCAACAAUGGCUAUUGAAAGAGUUUACAUUGCAAACAAUACAUCACUUAUACAAGAUGAAGUUCUAUCCCAUAGAUUAGGCCUCAUACCAAUCAUUGCUGAUCCCAGGCUAUUUGAAUAUCCAGAUAAUGCUGGGGAUGAUAGGAAUGAAAAGAAUACCAUUGUCUUCAAACUACAUGUUGCUUGCCAUAAAGGACAGCCACGUAUGACCGUGAGAUCAGAUGAACUAAAGUGGUUACCUAAUGGGAGUGAGCUAAUAGCUGAAGAUGCCAAACCAAGUGCAAGUUCAAAACCAAAGACAUUUACAUCCUUUACUUGCAGUCAAGAAUCGAUUCCCGAAAUUUCCAGCAAUCCAAUUGGUCCCAAAUAUUUGGAUAUUAUAUUAGCUAAACUUGGACCUGGUCAGGAAAUUGAACUUGAAGCUCAUGCAGUUAAAGGUGUUGGUAGAACACAUGCAAAAUGGUCACCAGUUUCCACUGCUUGGUAUCGGAUGCUUCCGGAGGUUGUCCUCUUGGAGAACAUUGAGGAUGAUCUGGCCGUCAAACUACAAGAAAAAUGUCCAGUUGGAUUAUUUGACAUUGAAGAUAUUGGGGAAGGCAAAAAAAGGGCCACGGUAGCCAGACCACGAGAUUGCACUCUGUGUAAGGAAUGCAUUAGAGAGGGAAAAGAAUGGGAAGAUCGUAUAUCAUUACGUCGUGUUAAAGAUCACUUCAUUUUUACUAUUGAAUCGACUGGAGCAUUGCCCCCUGAAGUGCUAUUCACUGAAGCUGUGAAGAUUCUGGAAGACAAGUGUGAACGAGUAAUUACUGAACUUUCUUGAUUUUCUGUGGUAUCUUGCAACGAAAGCAAUGGUAAAAAUGUAGUAGUGCAUGAUUACACAUGGUUUGUAUUGUUAUUAUCUUUAUCUAAUCCUCUAAGAAUAUAUAUUUUUUCUUUUGAUAUAAAAGCUCUCUUUUCUUGUA